AUGAGUACCACCCUCUCCCCGGACGAGUUCGUCUUGGAUCCGGGGUACCUCGCCUUCCAGGAGGAGCUGCGAUGCCUCAUCUUCCACACGGCCCAGACGGCUGCCCCGUCGAGAGAAGGCUCUCCCGGACUCGGGAUCCCACCGGACGGGACGUCCUUUUCGCCCGAGCAGCAGCAGGAGACGCAGGCGCAGGUCAAGGCCAUCCUGUCCACCGGCCGCCACGUCGAGUAUCUGAAGAAUUAUGUUGCUGAAGUUGCGCCCUGGCUCGACAUGUUCGACAGCAGCAGGACCUUCACCAUCCAGGUCCCGAAUCUCGCCCAACGCUGUCCCGCCCUGCUCUAUGCCAUCCUCGCCCUCUCAGCACGCCAGAUUGAGCGCAAAGAAGGCAAGCAGCACUCGUUUGACAGCCUCGAGCUCUACCAGGAAGCCAUCCGCCUGCUGAACCCUCUCCUCCAGGCCAAGGACCUGGCCAUCAUCCCCAUCUGCGUCAUCCUGUGCUGCCUCGAGAUGAUGUCCGCGAGCCCGCACGACUGGCGCAAGCACCUCGAGGGCUGCGCGGCCCUCUUCGACGCCUUUGGCGUGAACGGCUUCAGCGGCGGGAUGCUGCAGGCCGUGUUCUGGUGCUACGCGCGAAUGGAUCUCUGCGGCGCCCUCAUCUCCGACGGCACGCAGGCCACCCUCGUCAGUAUGGACAGCUGGCUCUCCCCCGGCUCGCCGCAGUUCCAGGCCGCCCACCUCUUCCGCGAGCACGCCUCCCCGGACAUGCACGCCAACUACGCCGUCUUCCUCUGCGCCCAGGUCUGCGAGCUCAUCGCCGACCGCACCCGCUUCGUCGAGCUGGGCGACCGCACCAACGGCUGCGACGCCCCUCGCUUCGAGCGCCGCUGGCUCGCCCUUUGGGACUCCCUGCAGGCCUGGGUCCGCGACCGCCCGCCCGACAUCGUCCCCGUCGAGCUCGUCGACGCCCAGCCCUUUCCGCAGAUCCUCUUCGUCCACUGGGCGGGCAUCUCCUCCAACCAGCUCUACCACACGGCCUGCAUCCUGCUGCUGGGCUGCGCGCCCGCGGGGCUCCGGCUCGACCCGGGCCACGUCGGCUCGGCCGUCUGGCACGCAAAGUGCAUCUGCGGCAUCUCGUUCACGAACCCGCACCGGGGCUGCCUGAACAACGCCAUCCAGCCGCUGUGGAUCGCGGGGAGGCUGCUGAGCCACCGGUCCGAGCACGUGCUCAUCGCCAAGCUGAUCCGGAGCAUCGAGAACAUGACGGGGUGGGCGACGUGCUGGAGGAUUUCGGACCUAGAAGUGGCCUGGGGGCAUACGGUGCCCAGAUCACCGCGGAGAGUACUGAAAUGA
Molecule: messenger RNA, 1350 nt
Organism: Clonostachys rhizophaga
Lineage: Eukaryota; Fungi; Ascomycota; Sordariomycetes; Hypocreales; Bionectriaceae
Source: the annotation of a GenBank genome assembly